ACUGUGCCGGGCUGUGUGAGUACAGCACACCACAGCAGGGACACACAACACAGCUCUUAAACUUGGAGGAAUACACUGCGGUGAUCACAGCCACGCAGGGACAGACGGCCGGCCGCCUCUGCAGAAUACCGGAGACGGGACAUUGGUGUGUUGAGAGAGACCCAGUGGAGCCAAGGGAGGCUCAUUAAGUCCCUACCUACCAUAACCCCCCCCCACCACCACCACCACCACCACCACCACCCGUGACUGACUAUACAAACAUUAUCUCACACAAAACAAAUAUAAAGGACAGUUCCUCUGCUCUCUCCUGCCUCUGCCCAGCUUGCAUCCUUCACCUCCUAAUGUCCCUGCAGCGUGGGAGGAGGGCAGGGGGCACGCACACAGCCUGCCGGCCAGCGGUUGGCUCAUCCUGACAAGCAUGGGACGCCAAAGGAGGCUGGUGCUCUGCUUCUUGGCUGUCAGCUCCCUGCUGCUUGUCUACAUCCUGUGUUUGAGUUUCGAGAUAUCUAUCCCCUGGCAUAUGGUGGUCCGGAUUCGUUUCCUUGGAAAUGGCGACCAGAGACAAAGCAGGUUGCAAAACUCUGAGCAGCUUUUGGGCAACAACACUGACCAAUGGACCCAUAUGCCCCCUACCUCGAGCUCUCAUCCAAAGCUAAUCUCUGAAACGGUUCAACAAGAACAUACAAAUGCCAUACAGAGUACAAUUCUGAAUACUCGGCAACCCAAGCCUUCGGAAGGAAAUGCCGCAAAGCCUAACUCCAAGUCGAAUGCCGAGGAAAAUCACAGGACCACUACAAAAAGCCCUAAUCUGCCUGCAGCCAGGAUAACAGAGCCUCCUUACAUCGGCGAUAAAUACAGCAGCGAGGACUUCCCACUCCAAACAGACUGUCCAGACAGUAUAAGAAAGAAGGUGUCUGCAACAGACUUCCGUGAACGCUUUCUCCAUCGUGUCCCGCUCUUCCAGUGGGCCAAGUAUGCUACUCCUGAAGAGUACCAGCGCCUAUCCCGCUACCCAGGGGCACAUGGCUGGCCGGGGGAAGGGUACUACGACAUGGUGAUGGGUGCAGUGUCUGCUCUCAACUCCUCUGCACACCGGCAGAUGUUUGAUGACUGGAAGGCACGGGGCGGCAAGGCCCCGUGUAUCCGCUGCGCCGUGGUGGGAAAUGGCGGUAUACUGAAUGAUUCCAAGAAGGGGCAGGAGAUCGACGGUCAUGACUACGUGUUCAGAACCAAUGGGGCUGUCAUUCAGGGCUUUGAGCGGGACGUGGGGUCACGGACCACCCACUACAUCUUCUCCACCAACACAAUGAGGAACUCAAUGAGGGGCUAUGCCCAACACGGAUACAGAGGACCUCCCCUUUCUGAGGAGACACGGUAUAUAUUCUUGCCAGAUCAAACCCGUGACUAUAUACUGAUAAAGGCCGUGGUGACACACACUCCAGUAGACACGGGGCCCGAGCGCAGCAGCAGUCCACCGAGCUACUUUGGAGAAAAUGCAUCAGCGGAAAAGUUCAAGAUGUUCCACCCUGAUUUCAUUCGUUACAUCAGGAACCGAUUCCUUCGAUCUCCAAUUGUUAGCGGUAAACACAGAAACAUAUACCGUCCAUCAACAGGCGCUGUGAUGUUGUUGUCUGCUCUGCACACCUGUGACAAGGUGAGCGCCUACGGCUUUAUGACCCCGGACUACAGCAAGUACUCGGAUCACUACUUCGACACCAGCUACCACCCUGUGCACUUCUACAUAAACCACGACUUUCGUCUGGAGAUGAAGCUGUGGCAGCAGCUGCAGCAGGCAGGCCUCAUCCAGCUUUACAUGCGGCAGUGAAUUAGCAGCCAACCCUGACAUGAUGUCAUCCCUUCUGCAGUGUUGCAAGCCACCCUAAUUUCUGCUGCCAGUACCCCACCCCAUGACACAUGAUGAGGCAAGCACCCACGACAAGAAAUCAGACUAGACAAGCCUACCUUGUUUCAGAAUAACUGUCAUACUUCCUGUUGUCAAGCAAAGCAAAGCAACGGCUGCUAUGGCUGUUUAGAACACAUUUCGGGUUUUUGUUUUUCCUAAUGAAACGUUAACUGGGGUUUGUUAAAUCAGUUUGGUAUGACUCAAAGCACAUGCUACAUUCAGGCUUUGGGUCUUGAGAGUGGGGUUGUGUGUUACUGUUGGGCAGUGUGGUGACAAGGGACAAGUCUGUUAUUCCGUUGGCUGCUUUCUUAAAAUACCCUGUUGCUCUGCCCUAAAUAGUUGGUUAGAGUUCUGCUGACAGUAGUCAUGUUCUAUUCUGAUGUCCACUCAGAUUAUGUUCUGUCUGUUGGUGUGUGUGUGUGUGUAUGUGUGUGUGGUCAUACAGUGGUUGGCACAUGUGUUUGUGUUAAACACUGAAGAUGAACAUACAAUUAACCGUGUGACUAAAGCUUAAUUGUUGGGUUCUGUUUGGGCCAAAAUGAUCCAUAUUGAAUGGCAACUGUUAACUGUAAAUAUUGUUGGUAUUAUUUGUAACUGAAAUGAAGAUAAGAUAUAUUGAGGAGGUUUAUAGGCAUUUCAGUUGUGUGGCUGCAGAAUCUGAAGGUGACCUGGGUCAAUGUGACCAGCCAGCACUACAUCCAUUGCCAAUUUGUGAACAGAACAUGAGGACUGGUAUGUUUUUGAAAACAAAAGGGCAUGUGGAUUUGCAGAUAUAACUUAGUACUUCAUGUAUUGUUUUACAACAGCUACUUUUAAAGCACAAAAGUGUACUUUUUCCACCGGAUCCAGUGCAAUGUUAAUGAGAAUAUUGCGAGGAAUCCGUGAGACCCUCAGUGCCUUCAAUGUGAAUCAUAGUCCAGGAAGCACACAGCAGCGCAGGAAGCUAGGACAAGAUGUUUCCGGCGAGCAAACAAGAGGAGGUUUCUCCAACAGCACAAAAGAGGAUGCAGCUGGACAGACCUUUAAACUGUGACGGCAAAGGUCAAAGUUGUGAGUCGGAGAAAAAAAAAAGAAGAUCUUUACACUGUCAAUUUUAUUCGGACUUUACUCACUCAGAUGUGACUGCUGGGACUUAUAUGAGACCACUGAAGAGUCGCUUGGGAUAUACAGUCGCACACCGAUGACAACAUACUCUCCAUUUCCGGUAUGAAGUAGAGGGGCAAAAUAACCAAAGACAAUAUGCAGAUCAGGGAAUAUUUGUUUAUUUAAAUUUUGUUUUUGUUUUUUUACUUUAAAGUUGCAAAUCAUGAGACUUCAAAUGGGACGAUACACUAAACCAAAAUAAUGGAUCGUAUUCCGUUGAAAAGGGGACUGAGGAAUCUUUCAAAGUGCAAUUUCUGACUCAGAUUAGGAUUUUUCAAAUCUGUAUCAAAGUAUACUGUGAUUUUACCUUGUUUGUUUUGGAAUCUAUUAUUAAAUUGGGUUGUAGCUUACCUUUGUUGCAUUUAAUUGAGAGCAGGAAUCUUUGUGAGGAUAAGGAACAGUUGUCAUUUUGUGUUAAUUACUUUCUAAGACUUUUUUGUGGGGGCGGGACGGCAUUUUAGCCUUUAAACACUAACUGCACAAUAAAAUGUUUUUUAA
Molecule: messenger RNA, 3544 nt
Organism: Lampris incognitus (smalleye Pacific opah)
Lineage: Eukaryota; Metazoa; Chordata; Actinopteri; Lampriformes; Lampridae
Gene: st6galnac
Product: ST6 (alpha-N-acetyl-neuraminyl-2,3-beta-galactosyl-1,3)-N-acetylgalactosaminide alpha-2,6-sialyltransferase
Exons: 10
Coding region: 419-1825 (468 amino acids)
Molecular function (GO): sialyltransferase activity
Source: RefSeq, a predicted model, not a curated record